Molecule: messenger RNA, 1281 nt
Organism: Photinus pyralis (common eastern firefly)
Lineage: Eukaryota; Metazoa; Arthropoda; Insecta; Coleoptera; Lampyridae
Product: uroporphyrinogen decarboxylase-like
Exons: 1
Coding region: 106-1227 (373 amino acids)
Biological process (GO): heme biosynthetic process
Cellular component (GO): cytosol
Molecular function (GO): uroporphyrinogen decarboxylase activity
Source: RefSeq, a predicted model, not a curated record
GCUGUUCCCGUGGGCAUUAGUAGAGACACUGCCAAUUUUCUAACCUGCAUGUUACUUGCAAUUUUAUUUUACAAUUCUUGGCUUUUUCAUUAAAUAUUCGUAACAAUGUCAGGAGACGGACACGAAUUAACAUAUUGUGAUAAAAGCAUAUACGAAACACACAUGCUAACUCCAAAAAACUUUCCGAUAUUAAAAAACAAUCGUCUACUAAAAGCAGCAAGAGGUGAAACACCAGAUAAACUUCCAAUAUGGAUCAUGCGACAAGCGGGACGCUAUUUACCGGAAUUCCGUGAACUCCGCAAGCAGCAUGGCUUUUUUGAAAUUUGUCAAGAACCUUACCUCGCGUGCAACGUAACGCUAAUGCCUAUUAAACGUUUCGCUUUCGAUGCUGCUAUCAUCUUCAGCGACAUAUUAGUUAUACCACAGGCGCUGAAAAUGAUCGUCGAAAUGGGUGAUAAGGGACCUUACUUUCCGGAACCGUUGACACUCGACAAUUUGAGCAAGUUGGAUAGUAAAGAUGCAAUUGCUCGUUUAGAUUAUGUGGGGAAGGCGAUUACGCUGACACGGCAUAAGCUGGAAGGUACGGUUCCGCUGUUCGGUUUCUCCGGUGCACCUUGGACACUAAUGGCCUUCAUGAUCGAGGGAGGUGGAUCUAAGACACUCUCGAAGGCUAAGAGGUGGUUAUACGCUCAUAAAGAGGAAUCGCACAGCUUACUAACUUUACUAACCAAUGUGAUUAUAGAUUAUUUUGUAAUGCAAGUAGAGGCCGGUGCCCAGAUUUUGCAAUUGUUCGACACUAGCGCCGAAUAUUUGAAUAAAUCCCUGUAUAAAGUGUACGGUUUGCCGUACUUGAAAAGGAUACGUCAGGAGGUAAAAGAUAAGUUAAAGCAACGUAACUUGGAAGAUGUGCCGGUGGUGCUCUUUGCCAAAGGCGCAUCUUUCUGUUUAGAAGAACAGGCAGAAUUAGGUUACGAAAUAUUAGGGGUAGAUUGGACUGUCAACAUAGAAUCUAUGAAAAGAGAAUGUAAUGUAACUUAUCAAGGAAAUUUGGAUCCCUGUGCCUUAUAUGCACCUAAAGAGGAUUUGGAAGGGUAUGUGAAAGAUAUGAUAGCCAAGUUUGGGGUUAAUCGUUACAUAGUUAAUUUGGGUCAUGGAAUUUAUCCAGAUAUGGAGAUAGAAUCUGUUAAAACAUUUAUCGAUACUGUCCAUAACAUAAAGACUCAUUAGAAUGUAAUCUCAAUAAAUCUGUACUGGUUUUUGAAUAAAUACUAUGGUUUAUUA